AUGAUGGAGAUCCUACAACCUGGUGAAGAAGAGAUUUCCGGUCUGUACUCAUACUCCUUGGGCGGGACUUCUGACCAGAAGUUGAAGAUGCUCGGUUCUGCCAUGGUUUACAGCAGCAACACGGACCUACAGAGAUGGUGUCGAGGUUACGUGAACGGCUUUACAGAUGACCGGGGGGCAUGUAUGUAUCCCCGAGGUAGCUUCUAUGAUAUCCAGGUUGCAUCAAACGUAUAUGACUGCGCGGAGCAAUGUUUCGAACGGUGGUGGUGCACCGGUUUCAACUUCAAAGACGGGAACGAUUGGCGGAAUGAGUUUGAUUUUCGGCGGGGAGCAUGUCAGAUGAUGCAGGUCUUGAUGCCCUGUCAUACCAGUGUGACCAACGUAUCUUCGUACGCGUUUCAGCGCGAACACAUUGUAACCACAACGAAUCAGCACGAACACAUUGUAACCACAACGAAACAAGCCUUUCUGGUGGCCUCCAAUGACAGAGUUGGGGCUGCAGUGCCAGCCGCCCCCUUGCUGGCUGUGCUGUCUGGUGGUUUAGUCGUGAUUGCUACGCUUUUCUUGGCUUGCGCUUGGAAGACGCGGGCUAGCCAUCUUCCAGAAAAGCCUGACGUUUCGGGGCAGGUGCUGCUAGGACGGACUCCACCGCUGAGCCAUAAGGGCGAGACCAAGGCUUCAACGGCUCCGGCCAGAAUAGCCGCAGUCCAUGAGGUGCAGUUGGGAAUUUCGGCCACCUACCUGCUGGAGCAUUUCCCAUCUGAAGCGCAGCAAGCCACAGGCUUGAGCAAUCCAAAUUUCUACGAGAUGUGCCCUAUUCUGGCCCUUGGAGAGAAAGGAAAAGGCUUUGGGAAGAUUUGCCCACGCGAUGGUAGGCCGAAUUGCAGCAUUGUGGAUGCUUUGCCUCUGGAACAUCGCUCUCCCACAACUCAUUUUGUCUCCUGGUGCUGGCACUAUACCCUGGAGGUGGUGGUGAGCGGCGUUCAGCUGUGGGCACAAUCUUCCGCUUCACAGACAGCGGAGGUGUUCUUGUGGAUGUGCUUCUUUUGUAACAAUCAGUAUCGAAUCCAGGACGGCACUUGCAGCAACUCCAAUGACCUCAGCGCGGUCUUUGAAGCACGUUUGUCCAGUGCAAGGAACAUGCUGGUGAUCUUGGACACCUUCCUGACGCCACAUUACUACAAGCGGGCCUGGUGUUUGUUUGAGACAUUCAUUUGUUUGAGGAAGGACUUCCCGAUGACCGUCAUACUGCCUCCUAAGGAGUUGACCACUUUCAAACAAGUACUGGAAACCUCUCCUUGGCGCGUCCGAGACAGUUUCCUGCAGAUUGACUUGGAGAACGCAGAAGCUUCCGUGGAAGCAGAUGCAGUGGCUAUCAAAGACUUGGUCCGCAGCUCUUGUGGGUUUGAUGUGGUGAAUACGAUGGUCAAGGAAGAGUUUAUGUCAUGGCUCAUGCGCGCGUUCCAGGAAUAUGUCAAAGGAACAAUCCAGGCAAAUGAUUAG
Symbiodinium pilosum is the source of this 1503-nucleotide messenger RNA. NCBI's taxonomy places the organism in Eukaryota, Dinophyceae, Suessiales, Symbiodiniaceae. The record is from the annotation of a GenBank genome assembly.